Molecule: messenger RNA, 2534 nt
Organism: Thunnus maccoyii (southern bluefin tuna)
Lineage: Eukaryota; Metazoa; Chordata; Actinopteri; Scombriformes; Scombridae
Gene: clic5a
Product: chloride intracellular channel 5a
Exons: 6
Coding region: 218-964 (248 amino acids)
Source: RefSeq, a predicted model, not a curated record
CACACACACUCUUUCUCUCUCUCUCCCUGGCUUUCGUCCUCAGCUGACACUCUGACAGAGCUGCUAUGGGACUAAGCAGACUUCACCGAAUGGACCUGGAGUAGAAUCUGCCGUAAACUGAGACGGGUCACACACACACAAACAUACACACGCACAUACAUCUACACACUUGUGGAAACAAAAAAACACAAGCAGAGCAUUUUUGCUUUCCUUGACCAUGACGGAUACUACAGCUGAGGAAGACAAGGACCCUGACAUCGAGUUGUUUGUCAAGGCUGGGAGUGAUGGGGAGAGCAUCGGAAACUGUCCGUUCUCUCAGCGCCUCUUCAUGAUCCUCUGGCUGAAGGGCGUGGUCUUCAAUGUCACCACUGUUGACCUCAAGAGGAAACCGGCUGACCUUCACAACUUGGCCCCAGGGACGCACCCGCCCUUCCUCACCUUCCAAGGGGAGGUCCUCACUGACGUCAACAAAAUCGAGGAGUACCUGGAGGCGACUCUUGCUCCACCGAAGUAUGCAAAGCUUGCAGCAAAGAAUCGUGAAUCCAACACAGCAGGAAACAACAUAUUUGCCAGGUUCUCAGCUUACGUUAAAAACACCAUGCCAGAUAAAAAUCAUGCAUUAGAACAAAGUCUGAACAAGGCAUUGGCUAAGCUGGAUGAGUAUCUGAUGAGUCCUCUACCUGAAGAGGUUCAAGCAGGACGCCACAGCGGUGAUGGAGAAUCCAACCGUAAAUACCUGGAUGGGGAUGAACUUACACUGGCUGACUGCAACCUUCUGCCUAAACUCCAUGUUGUCAAGGUGGUAACGAAGAAAUAUCGCAACUAUGACAUCCCAUCUGAAUUCAGAGGUGUGUGGCGUUAUCUUGGCAACGCCUACAGCCGAGACGAGUUCACCAACACGUGCGCAGCUGAUGUGGAAAUCGAGCUAGCCUAUCAGGAUGUAGCUAAGAGGCUUGGGAAAUGAAUCAUCACAAAACAGAGUCACUAUUGUUCCUGUCUGUCCUUUGGAAAAAUCUAAUAAAUCAUACUUCUGACACACAUUACAUACACUCUACACAAAGGAUUUGUAAUUUUAAAUACAAACAUGCUGAUUAAUCGUUUUUUUUUAAAGGUGCAGUGUUCCAUCUCCACUCUGAUGCCUCUGUAAUAACACUUUAUGAAGAGGUUGAAAAUAGUUUGUUUAUGAUGAUUAUACUGCUGUCAUUUCUCAAAAAAUAACGUGAUUUUUUUUUUUUUGAGACAAAAAGUCUAAAGUUUGCAAUUGACCGUUUGCUAAACCCCGCCCUCUAACAUUGAUUGUCCAAUCGUAAGUAAGCACAGCAGGUCUGUCAAGCUCAAUACUUGGCAUUUAAAGAGUUUGGAUGUAGGAGUUGUCAAUAUUUUCGUCUUUUCAAAACCAAAAACACAAGGGCAAAGUGUAAGGGACGGAUUAAACAGUAUAACAUAACAACACACAUUGAUUAGUCUUCAUCCUAAAAGCCUCUCUUUUAACGCUAAAAGUGAAAUCGUACAGUUUGAAGAUAUGAACAAGUAUGCAAGCUAAGCAGCCAAACAGUGUUAUGUUAGAAAUGAAAAAAGUCUGAUCUGAUCAACACUUUUUAACGUUAGUGAACAGUUAAUUAAAGAUGUCAAAAGUUAAGGGAAAGAAUAAAAAUCUGUUUUCUCCCUGAACUUUACUUUAUAGUAAGUAAGUCUUUAUAGUUUCCCAUCAUCAUUUUCUUCUACAGAUAUACUAGAAAUAAUGGGAUGCAUAAAGCAGAGUUUGAUUACCGUAUUUUACAUGCCCUCUUUUUCUUCUGUGGAUUUAUGUGUGAUUUGUAGGUUGUAUUAUCACAUUGCAGGGUCAGAUUAAUAGACAGUGUUGUUGGAAAGAAUGUGUUUCAGCCAAAGUAAUUUGCCUUGUCAGCUUUGUAGACGAGAGAUGUGCUUUCUCCCUCCUUUUUCUUAUCGAGGUAAUAAACAUUUUGUUUUGACCCGUUAAAUUUGGGAUAUGAUCUGCUUGAACUGCAUACUGGAGAUUUACCUUCCCUUUUAAAAUACAGUCUCCUUACUUUUUUAGUCUCACACCACAGUUUACAACUCAGUCUUCACUUUCAUAUACAAUACUGUCAAUUCUUUCCUGAAAAGGUCACAGUCUCACAGAUUAAAACUAUACAAUUAAUCACAUAAAUCAGCUUGUAAUGAACAAAAAAAGCACUAAAAUGAAGUUUACCCCUGCUGCUGUGAUUUAGUACACAUUGAUGGUAGUGAAGUCAUUUUAAUCAUGGGUGCCUUAGUGGGAAUCAAGCUCUCCUUCGCCUUCAGCUCUUUACGUCUGUACAGUAAAUUAUAUGUUUGAAUAUAAUAUGAAUAUGAAUUAUUGAUGUCAUCAAAGGAUUUCUACUGCCGCAUAGAGCUGUGUGAUAAUAAUAUAAACUUAAUAUGUCUGUAAAUGACUGUCGCUCAACUACACAUUCUUUCUGAUGAUUAGAACCAUGAAAGCAUUGUGUAUAUGUCGCUUAUUUGAAUAAUAAAUCUAUUUUCUCAGAGACUGA